AUGGCCAAGAGAAUACUGAUCACUGGUGCUUCUGGACUGCUUGGGAGAGCCUUCCUGGCAACUUUUUCUGCUGAUUCAGAAUGGGAAACCCUAGGGCUGGCAUUUUCCCGUGCUGGUGACAGACUGAAGAAGGUCGACCUCACAGACCCAGACCAGGUGGCAGCAGUUGUUAGAGAGUUUAAGGUAUAUACAGAUUAUGUCUUUGAUGGGACCAAACCUCCCUAUAAGCCAGGAGACAAACCAAGCCCACUUAACAAAUAUGGACUGAGCAAGGCUGCCGGAGAGAAAGUGGUUACCGAGUCCAGUCCGGGAAAUAUUGUCCUGAGAGUUCCCAUUCUCUAUGGAAUGGUGGAGAAUCUUGAUGAAAGUGCUGUGACCAUGCUGUUCAGUAAAGUCAAGGAUGUUGGCAAACCUGCAGAGAUGAACCAUUACGAGAGACGAUAUCCCACUUUAUGUUCGGACGUGGCUGAUGCUGUCAGGGUCCUUGUUAACAGCAGAGUCAAGAGCGCUGAUCUGACUGGUAUCUUCCAUUGGAGCGGAGAUGAAAUGAUGACAAAAUACAACAUGGCCGUCACUAUGGCAGAACUGUUUGGAAUCCCUACCCAGCACAUAAUUGCCGACACCAAGCCAGCAACUGGAGCACCGCGCCCCUUCGACUGCCACCUGGAUUGUUCUAGGAUGGAAGAGCUCGGAGCCACUAAACGCACACCGUUUAAAGUUGGCAUCAAACCGGUGUUAGAAAGAUUUUACCCUUAA
Candidula unifasciata is the source of this 756-nucleotide messenger RNA. The record is from the annotation of a GenBank genome assembly. Lineage: Eukaryota; Metazoa; Mollusca; Gastropoda; Stylommatophora; Geomitridae.